This is a messenger RNA of Recurvomyces mirabilis, 687 nucleotides long. RefSeq lists its product as uncharacterized. The coding region runs from base 1 to 687 and encodes 228 amino acids. NCBI's taxonomy places the organism in Eukaryota, Fungi, Ascomycota, Dothideomycetes, Mycosphaerellales, Teratosphaeriaceae. The transcript has 3 exons. The record is from RefSeq and is a predicted model, not a curated record.
AUGAAGUUCACGACACUCCCCUGCAUAUUGGCAGUCGCAAGUUACGCCAUAGCAAAGGCCAUCGCCGAACCGGACCUCGUCCAGGCACCACAUCUCGAAAACCGACAAGGCGCCGCCGUCGUAGCCCCCGCCGCAACACAAGCUGCUAUUCAAUACCCGUCCAUUACCACUCAAUGGGUUGAAAGCACGAUCGGCUCCACAGCAACUUACGUACAAGUCAUCUACACACAGCAGUUCUCCGCCGUGCCGGACCAACUACCUACGGCCGUGCCGGGUGCGAUAGGAUAUGGUACUUUGACGAAGCAUGGGAAGAGAGACAUGCCGAUCGAGACGGGUAUCGCUGGUCGGAUACGGCCGAUCGUUAUCGAGGUACUGGGGGAGGUUGUCACGCAGUGGGUACAGGCUAUUGAGGAGGUCCUGGUCUUGCACACAAUCUUCGUCGUGGACAACGCGACUCUGCACGGUAUCAACGGCAACUCUACAUUUGGCAACUGGACGCUCGGCAACUCGACUCUUGGGAAUGGUACUUACUCCAACGGCACAAACUUGUUCAACGGCACAUACAUCGACUUCAACGGCACAGACCACAAUACCACGACCACCAACACAACAAACACGACCGCAACGAACACGACCACCACAUCCUCCUCAUCAGCCGUCACACCCGGCUUCAGCUUCUCCUUUUGA